Drosophila nasuta is the source of this 1946-nucleotide messenger RNA. RefSeq lists its product as uncharacterized. The transcript is spliced from 2 exons. The record is from RefSeq and is a predicted model, not a curated record. Lineage: Eukaryota; Metazoa; Arthropoda; Insecta; Diptera; Drosophilidae. Bases 428 to 1768 code for a protein of 446 amino acids.
UUGGCAGUUCGCGUUCAUGGCAUGAGAGUGAGAGGGGAAAACAACGCAACUUUUUUGCUGUAUUAUUAAAAGAAAAGAAAACAAAAACAUUAAAGUUAAUUUGAUCGUUACAACAAUUAAAACAACGUAGACAUAAACAACGCACUCCUUCAACGCAAGCAAAAGCAAUCGCCGCACAAUUUGCCAGCCAUAAUAAUGUAGCAGCUGCUUCUAGCAAACUGUUUUUCUGCUGUUGUUGUUCCUGCUGUUGUGGUUGUGGAGUAAGGGAGCCCGCUGUUGCUGCCAACGGACGAUCGACAACUAACUGCAAUAGAACAUUUAAUUCCCCACGAAAUUCAGCGCGCCUCGUUGAGCUCAUUGUUCUGUGACUGUGACAUCGUUUUGCCCCGGCAUUUUAGCCAGCAGCUGCGUAGCUAAGUAGCUAAAAAUGGAGUGGACUAGGGAGAAGACAUUGCUGCUGAUCAACGAGUAUAGACAGCGACGUGGACUGUGGGACAUGACAUGCGACGAGUAUCGCAAGAAGGAUGUUAAACAACGACUUUUGAACGAAGUUAGCGAAGUGCUUGGCGGCAACAUCGCAAUUCCUGAAUUGGAGAAGAAAUUUCACACAUUACGCACACAAUACCAUCGUGAGAUAAGUCGCAUGAAACGCAAGGAACCCUACAAUUCCAAGUGGUUUGGCUUCAAGAAUCUCGUCUUUCUAAGCUCACCGUAUGCGUGUCGCUCCACCAAAAGUCGCUUGAAAACCGAUCUACAACUCCAAGAGAACCCCGCAAUACAAAAGUACGUGUUAGGCGAGGUAUCAACAACGGGAACCGCGGUUCCCGUAGAGAGCAGCAACACUAUGAACGAUGAAUACAUCAUAACGCCGCGAAAAUCGCACGCAAGCAGUCGAGCACAGGAGUUAGAGAAGUUGAUAGAGGAGACGACCAAAGAUGUGGACGAUAUCGAUGAUGAUGGUGAGCCUGGUGGCGGCGUUGAGGACGAUGUCGACACAAAGCCCAAACUGAGCAAAGAGAUCAGCGGCACAUACGUGCACAUCAAUGAGGACGAGACCGAAGCACUCGAGACGCAUCACCACCAACAGCAGCAUCAACAUCAACAGCAGCAUCACCAUCAACAACAACAGUCUAUGUUGGAGCUGCAUCACACGUCCAACACUGUGGAAGCGGUUAGUUUUCAGGCCAACGAAAGCGGGGAACUGCACUAUCAAUCAACGCCAAUGGCUGCGACUGCCGGAGGUAAUGGAAACGGCUCCGCGGCGGUGCAUGUGAUGCCCACACGUAUCAUCAAGAUACAAAGACGCGAUACGUCCAGCCAAGAGAACGGUUACUACGAGGAGCAGUCUACACAGCAUCAGUUGCAUGCGCCGCCGGCUAAACGCAUCUAUUUUGAUCCCAAUAGCAGUCACAGCACCACAAUUCUAUCCACAUCCACACUAGCAGCGGCAGGCACACAAAAUGGCAACGCCAGUAAUGUGUUGACAACGACAGCCGCAUCCGGCGUAGCGGGCGGCACAUUGCGUCUGCCGCGUGUUAAUGCCAUAGUCAAUACGACGCUGUCACCGCCAAAGCCGGCCAGUUCUCCAAUACCGCCUGCUGCUCAGGCUGGCUCAAUUGUUAGCCAGCUGCGUGAUGAGUUCUCCACGUACGGCGAAUACGUGGCCAAUGAGAUGCGUGCCAUCAACAACAGGGAGGUGCUGAUCGCACUGAAGCACAAGAUAAACACGGCCAUAUUCGAGGCAAAUAUGGCCGAGUUGCAGAAAUGAAGAAUGCCGGAAGAAUUCACAAUUGUUUUCGACAUGCCGACUAUUUAAUAUCCUGACGGAGAGAAGACAACAUAUUGACAAAUGUAAAUUUUCGAAACUGUCUUUUUUAAUACAUUAUUGAUGUGUACACUCUGCUAGGCUAUUAAUAUAAUUAAUAAACUCAAGUUUUUAGCGAGAA